Molecule: messenger RNA, 425 nt
Organism: Oppiella nova
Lineage: Eukaryota; Metazoa; Arthropoda; Arachnida; Sarcoptiformes; Oppiidae
Source: the annotation of a GenBank genome assembly
AAAGGCAAAUAAAUCUGAAUGGGAAAUGUCUCCGCCUACUGUUAACGCAUAUUAUACGCCUACAAAAAAUCAGAUUGUAUUUCCGGCCGGAAUACUACAGGCGCCCUUCUACGACAUUAAUUAUCCGAAGUCACUAAAUUUUGGAGCAAUGGGGGUAGUGAUGGGCCACGAACUCAGUCACGCAUUUGAUGAUCAGGGUCGAGAGUACGACAAAAGUGGGAAUCUUCACCAGUGGUGGAAGAAUAGCACAAUUAGAAAGUUUGAGGAUAGGAUGAAGUGCUUUAUUGACCAGUAUAAUAAAUACACGAUUGGAAGUGAACAUGUGAAUGGGAAGCAAACAAUUGGUGAGAACGUUGCCGAUAAUGGAGGUCUUACAGCGGCUUAUAAUGUAAGCAAUUGUGCAAAUUAUGCCAAAUAACCAAAUA